AUGCAACUUAGAAGAGCAGCCAGAGUCAUUAUCGUAGGCGCCCCUGGCGUCGGCAAGGGUACCCAGAGCGAACGGUUGUUGAGACGGUUCCCCCAACUUGCGUCCAUCAGCACCGGCGAUUUGCUUCGCAGCAAUGUCAAGAACCGGACGCCCCUCGGUCAGUCCGCCCUCCCCCCCGGCCGCAAAGCCCAUCAAAGCACACCCCUCAUUGACAUGACCGCAGGCAUCAAGGCCGAGAGCACCAUGAACGCCGGCGGCCUCGUCGCCGACGACCUGAUGCUCCGCCUCAUCUCCAGCGAACUCCGGAACCGCGGCUGGCUGCAGAGCCAUGGACCCCCAGAGGUCAUGACGCUCUCGUCCGAGGCCACCGCCGCCGCCGCCGCCGACGUGCAAGCUCCCGACACCAUGACGCUGGGCGCCUUUGCUGCCGGGCGUCCCCUCUCGCCGGCGCAAGUCUCCGAGGACCCCACGGCAUCCUUCAUCCUCGACGGGUACCCCCGCAAUGCCGCGCAGGCCAGCAGUCUCGAGGGCAUCGUCCCCAUCAACCUGGCGGUUUCGCUCAAGACGCCCUUCGAAGUCAUCCUCGAGCGCAUCGCCGGCCGCUGGGUCCACGAACCCUCGGGCAGAGUCUACAACACGACCUUUAAUGCGCCAGACGUCCCCGGUCGCGACGACGUCACGGGCGAGCCUUUGACACAGCGCCCCGACGACACCGAGGACGUCUACCGCGCGCGCUUCCAAAAGUUCCAGGAGGCCAGCGAGCCCCUGCUCGAACACUACGCCAAGAGGGGCAUCCUCGUCGAAGUCGAGGGCAUGAGCAGCGACGAGAUUAGCCCCAAGUUGUACCAAGUCUUUGAACAGCGGUUCGUCAUGUAA
Metarhizium album ARSEF 1941 is the source of this 876-nucleotide messenger RNA. Its product is annotated as adenylate kinase. Bases 1 to 876 code for a protein of 291 amino acids. The record is from RefSeq and is a predicted model, not a curated record. Gene Ontology annotation, molecular function: AMP kinase activity; ATP binding. The transcript has a single exon. Lineage: Eukaryota; Fungi; Ascomycota; Sordariomycetes; Hypocreales; Clavicipitaceae. Gene Ontology annotation, biological process: nucleobase-containing compound metabolic process. Gene Ontology annotation, cellular component: mitochondrion; cytoplasm.